UAGCUGGAAGUUGACUUGUAGUAGACGAAGUCGUAUACCUACAUCUAUUUUGGUGUCCAGUAUCCGACCACAUCCAGAAUAUUUACAGUGUCCAACAAAAUCAUCAUCAUGCAAAACCUUAGUCGCAUGGACAAGCCAAAAACCAUCACACACUACGUGUUGAUAAGCUCCGCCGACGAUACUGUCGCUGGUUUCACGAGCACUCUCGCCAAGUCCCUGGAAGACCAGGGAUUCCCGGCGAGAGUGCUCGUGGACCACCGCGACCUGAAGAAAGCGGAGAUUGAGACAGUGAGGGUGUUCAUCGUUGUGUUGUCCGAACACUAUGCAAUUUGUCCGUUUCGGUUGGAUAAGCUGGCCGAGAUCGUGGAUGGGUUAGGUGCCCGGCAGCGGGUUCUCCCGGUGUUCUACUAUGUGCCCACGUCUGAUGUGCGGUAUCAGACUGGUAGCUAUGAAGUAGCAUUGGGUGUUCAUGAGUACUAUGUUGAACGUGAGAGGUUGGAGAAAUGGAAGAACACUUUGGAAAAAGUUGCUGGCUUUGGCGGCUGGCCCCUCCAACGGACUGGGAAGACAUAUGAAUACCAGUAUAUCGAGGAGAUUGGUAGGAAGGUCUCUGAACAUGUUGCUUGCUCUGUUGAACUGCAUUCUCGAGUGCAGAAAGUUAAUGAACUUCUGUAUUCUGAAUCUGAUGAUGGUGGAGUCAAGAUGGUUGGGAUAUGUGGAGAAGAUGGAACAGGUAAAACAACAGUAGCUUGUGGAGUUUAUUACUCCAAUGCUGCUGGAAACAGGUUUGACUAUUUUUGCUUUCUUGAUAAGGUGGGAGAAUGUUUAAGGAAUCACGGAUUUAUAGGUCUCAUAGGUAUGCUUCUCUCUGGAAUGAUUGGUGACAGCAACAACAACAGUGAUAUCAUGAAAUUUGGAAAUACAAACAAAGGAAUGUCAAUAUUAAAGCGAAAAUUCUUGAAAGAAGAAAAGAAACUUUUUUUAGUUCUUGAAGACAUUUAUGAUGAAAAGCAAUUGCAAGACAUUGUUAGGCUAACUAACUGCUUUAGUUCUAACAGCAAAGUCGUCAUUACAACUAAGGACAACUCUUUGCUACACCGUCAUGAGAUUAGAUUGUACGAGGAGCAUGUCAAGCAAUUGAAGCAAGAAAUCCAACCUGCCUCGAAUGAUGGAAGCAUUUCAACAGAUGGAAUUGGGAGAAAGUACGGAGUAUGGCAUACAAGAAAUCCAGCCUGCCUCAAAUGAUUGAAGCAUGAUUUGCAAUUUGGUGGAAUUAAUUGGAACAAAAUACUGUAGGAACUAUAUGGAUGAAUUGCUUUUUCAUCAUUCAUCUUGAUAUAUUUCCUGUAAUGUUGUAAGUCUGUAAAAGUGAUUUUUAUUUACUUAAGUUAGUUAGUUUGUAUACAAUGGAAUAGGAGUGUGGCAUGCAAGAAAUACAACCUGCAGCCUCAAAUGAUGGAAGAAUGAUUUAUAAUCCUAUGGAAUUUGAAUAUCAAUUGUCAUAAUAAAACUGUUCUUCCUCCUCUUCUCAAGAUCCUUCAUGAUAUUGUCUAAAAUUUGUUUCCCUUUUUCCAAAAUGGUGGCAUAUGACUCUAAGGACUUGUUUCACUGGCAUAAAGACAUAUUGAGCAGAGAAGCAAUUUGCUUUUGUAAUCACUGGCCAUUGUUUUAUAUGCAUUGCACAUUUGAUUUAUAUGUGACCGCAUGGCUAUGUCGGAGGGGGGAAGUAAUUGUACAUCUCUGCCCAUGUUUCCAUUUAUUUGUGGUGUCCGAAUUUGUCACAUCUUGUGCCAAAUUUGCCUUUUAAUAAUACAACUUUCAUUUGCUUAGCAAAAAAUAAAUUGCACAUUUGAUUAAUAAGGUUUCUGGCAGCACUGUGUGAGGAAUGGACAGCUCCAAAUUUCCAAAGAUGAAAUGGAUUUGGGCAGAACCUCCUCUGGUAAGCAUUGGAGGCUGGGGCAGUCAUCAAGAAACAAAUUCUUGAAAGAGGAGAGGUGGCAAAGACCCUUCUAGUCCAGUCUUUUAACAUUUGGACAAUCACUGAUUUCCAGAGAAAUAAGAGCUUGUGGCAGUAAAUCUUCCUCAGGAUGAUACUCCACAUCCAGUCUUCCAAUAAAUAAGAAUUCUAGAGAGGGAUUGGCUCCCCAGGCCCUUUUCAGUGAGGCGAUGAGUUUCAAGCAAUUACAAAGAGACAUAUGUUUUAAAUUUGAUGGCAAACCUCCUUCUAAUGAUUCAACUUUUGGAAUUUGGACAAUCAUCUAUAAAUAAGUAACAAAAAGAUUGAAGGAGGAUAUGCAUGUGUUCAGGCAAUGAUUCAAAUUUAGGGCACUCUCUGAUUCAAAUUGAGGACAAAGAAGUUGCUCUGGCAGGUGCCCUUUCAGCUUGGGGCAUUCCUUUAUACAAAGAUGUUGAAGACAUGAAAAAAACCUGUCACAGCCUGGCAUUCCCAUUUUUCCCAUUCUUCCAUUUGGCAGAACUCCAGUGUUUCUAAGGAUGUAAAUGAAGAAGAGUUAUUCCCAUAAAAUUCAGCAUCAAUAAGCAAUAUCCCAUUAAGUCCAUCAAUCCUCAGGUACUUGAGACAUGACAAAAGUCCAAGGGGAGGCAAACGUUGCCAUGAUUGACAGUUCUCCAUGGUUAAGGACACCACAUUCAAUAAUGAAUUAUUGAAUAAUCACCUUGGAAAGUGUUUGGAAGGAUGUAGAUUCUCAGUUAAAAUUCCAUCCCUUUCUAUUGUUGAAUCAUCAAGAUUUUCAAGGUCCUCAAGCACUUGUUCCAUACUUGAUUUAAUUUCCUUGUUAAAGGAACUAACAAGAGAAGAUUUGAAGAAAUUUGGUACCUUGCAAGUGCAGCCAGUGCAGGUUUGAGAUUCAGCUUCAACUUGGCAUUUGGAGAUUUCAUAUUGUAUUUCAUCCAAGAGAUCCUCUGUGUCAAGUACAGCAUCUUUGACCUUAAGAAGCCAGUUUCUGAGAUGUGGAUCUCUGAACUGCUUUAGUUCUGCAUCAUCAGCCAAAACCUGGAUGGAGUUCAGCAUGAUUUCCAAGUUGUUGAGCAGCUUUUGAUCAAGCUUUCUUCCACGAAAGAAGUCCAGGAUUUGAGGAGAAGCAAGUUUCUCAAAUGCAACCCGAAGGAAAGCAGAAAGAAGAGCACCACCUACCAAUUCGGCAAUUCUAGUGCCAUGGUAGGAAAAUUAGUAGAGUGGAUGAAUGAAAAUGAUUAAUUUGAAGUGCAGGGUUAAUAUUCUGAUGAAAUGAGUAGUAAUAAGCUAUUUUAUGAAUGGUGAUCUUUUUCUUUGAUGCUCAGUCAA
Glycine soja is the source of this 3304-nucleotide messenger RNA. Its product is annotated as disease resistance protein RML1A-like. The record is from RefSeq and is a predicted model, not a curated record. Gene Ontology annotation, biological process: signal transduction; defense response. The transcript is spliced from 4 exons. Gene Ontology annotation, molecular function: ADP binding. The coding region runs from base 109 to 1245 and encodes 378 amino acids. Lineage: Eukaryota; Viridiplantae; Streptophyta; Magnoliopsida; Fabales; Fabaceae.